UGCCCGGAUCCGCUGCGCCGUUUGCCCGUUACAGGUCUUUUUCUGUGUAUUAAAAUUAGCACUUAACUGGCAAAGGCGGGGUUACUGCCUUCAACUGCCACUGUGUUGUAACCGCCGCCCUGCCCGCAGCACCGCCCGGCUAAUGAAUAUUCAUGUAUUGCCUUACUAUGUUGUCACAAACUGCCUACACCCUUACUUCAGCGCUGCUCCGGACGAAUGAAGCAGCGCUGAAGACCGCUUCCGGGUGUAGUGAGAAAUCCCGCACAUGCGCAGUAGCGUCCGGGACUCGGCCGAUAUGAGACAACAUAGUAAGGGAAUAUAUGAAUAUUCAUUAGCCGGGCGGUGCUGCGGGCAUGGCGGCGGUUACAACACAGUGGCAGUUGAAGGCAGUAACCCCGCCUUUGUCAGUUAAGUGCUAAUUUUAAUACACAGAAAAAGACCUGUAACGGGCAAACGGCGCAGCGGAUCCGGGCAAGGGGCCUGACGAAGCACCAAAGGGUGCGAUACGGCUGUGGCCCUGACGUCUGAUGCCCCCAGUAACAUCUCAGCCUCCCCGUCCUCCCACCGCCUGACCGCGAUGUUACAUGUCUGAUCUCCUGGAACUGAUAAAGUUAUGAAGGGGUGAACCCAACAAUCUGCAGUAGAAAACACAGAAGCAAGGCUAACAAUAAGGCAGCUACGGUGAAUCUGGAAAGACUUAUGAACACAAACAGAAGCAUCUAAUGCUGGAGCACCCAGACAUCAGGCCACUGGAACGUUCCGGAGAAGAUGUAGACAUCAUAUUUGCACGUCUUAAAGAAGUGAAGGCUUUCGAGAGAUUCCAUCCAAAUUUACUGCAGCAGAUCUGCUUCUGUGGCUAUUAUGAGAGCUUGGAGAAGGGGGUUACGUUGUAUCGCCAAGGUGACAUUGGGACGAGUUGGUAUGCGGUGCUUACAGGAUCCUUGGAUGUCAAAGUGACCGAGACAAACAGCCAUCAGGAUGCAGUCAUCAUAUGCACGCUGGGAGUCGGAACCGCUUUUGGAGAGUCAAUACUGGAUAACACACCCCGCCAUGCCACCAUUGUUACCAGGGAAUACAGCGAGCUCUUACGGAUUGAACAGAAGGACUUUAAGGCACUGUGGGAGAAAUUUCGACAGUACAUGGCUGGUUUUUUGGCUCCUCCAUACGGCGUUCUUGAGACCGGCUCUAAUGACAGGAUAUCUGACAAAGAAAACAUGAACAGCGGCAUGUGCUCGGGAUCGAAAAACUGUAACAAGACCCCACUCAUUGAAAAUCAAAACACGCUUCGUCCAGCUAAAACCAUUACAGAGGUAAUGGGAUGUCGGGAAGUGGCUAAGGUCCCUUCUGAACGGAUCCUCAGGGCUGGGAAGACUUUACGCAAUGCUAUCCUUUCCCGUGCACCUCACAUGAUCAGAGAUCGUAAAUACCAUCUCAAAACAUACAGGCAGUGUUGUGUAGGAACUGAACUGGUGGACUGGCUGAUGCAGCAAAGCUCAUGUGUUCACUCCCGGACGCAAGCGGUGGGCAUGUGGCAGGUCCUACUGGAGGAGGGAGUUCUUAACCACGUUGACCAGGAAUACUACUUCCAAGACAAAUACUUGUUCUAUCGUUUCCUUGACGAUGAACAUGAAGAAGUGCCUAUGCCGACCGAUGAAGAGAAAAGGGAUAGUGAGGAAGACCUCCAGGAUACUUUUCUACUCUUGUCUCAAAUAGGACCUGAUGCACACAUGAGAAUGAUCCUCAGAAAACCGCCCGGCCAGCGGACGGCAGAUGAUCUAGAAAUUAUUUUCGAAGAACUUAUUCACAUUAAAGCCUUAUCUCAUCUCUCCACCACGGUUAAAAGGGAACUGGCCGGAUUUUUAAUCUUUGAAUCUCACCCAAAGGCGGGAACAGUGUUGUUUAAUCAAGGAGAAGAAGGGACGUCCUGGUAUAUCAUCUUAAAGGGAUCAGUAAAUGUCGUCAUCUAUGGGAAGGGUGUGGUUUGUACUUUACAUGAAGGAGAUGACUUUGGCAAGUUGGCAUUAGUAAAUGAUGCCCCCCGGGCGGCAUCAAUUGUCCUGCGAGAAGACAACUGCCACUUUCUAAGGGUGGACAAAGAGGACUUCAACAGAAUCCUGCGUGACGUUGAAGCAAAUACUGUGAGGUUAAAGGAACAUGAUCAGGAUGUCUUGGUGUUGGAGAAGAUCCCAUCUGGCCAACAACCGUCAGCUCAAGUAAACACGCAGUCACCAUAUAAGUACACGGUGAUGUCCGGGAAUCCAGAGAAAAUUUUGGAACACUUUUUAGAAACAAUGCGACUGGAGCCUAGCAUGAAUGAAUCGAUGGAUUCGGCUUUAGAUGACUUCAUUAUGAUGCAUUGUGUGUUCAUGCCCAAUGUUCAGCUCUGCCCGGCCUUGAUGUCUCAUUACCAUGCCCAACCUUCCCAAGGGACGGAGCAGGAGAAAAUGGAUUAUGCCAUCAAUAACAAACGUAGAGUCAUCCGAUUGGUACAACUUUGGGCCAACUUGUACGGUGACCUACUGCGGGAGGAUGAGGUCGCCAUGGCUUUCUUAGAGGAAUUUUACGUCUCAGUAUCAGAUGAUACAAGAACGAUUGCUUCUCUGAAGGAUCAACUUCCUGAGCUGGAGAGAAUAGUGAAGCAGUUGUCAGAUGAUGGGAAAGGACAAAAAAAACACAAAGUGCUUUUACGACAGUUCAGUACUGGGGAUGAGAGACUGCAAAAGCGUCAGCCCAUAAGAAGCACAGAUGAAAUUCUUUUCAAGGUGUACUGCAUCGAUCACACAUACACCACCAUACGCGUACAAGUGUCUGCCUCGGUGAAGGAAGUGCUGUCUGCCGUGGCGGAUAAACUGGGCUCCGGAGAAAGCCUGAUACUUGUAAAGAUCAGUUCUGCGGGAGAGAAAGUUGUUGUCAAGCCAAAUGACGUAUCUGUGUUUACAUCUCUCACUGUGAAUGGACGGCUCUUUGCUUGUCCUCGAGAUCAGUUUGAUUCGUUGACACCACUUCAGGAACAGGAGGGCCCAUCUACCGGUACUAUGUCAACAUUUGAACUUAUGAGCUCGAAAGACUUAGCUUACCAGAUGACAAUCCAUGACUGGGAUCUCUUCAACUGUGUUCAUGAGCUGGAGCUCAUCUAUCACACCUUUGGACGGCACAAUUUUAAAAAGACAACAGCCAAUUUGGACCUCUUCCUGAGACGUUUCAAUGAAAUCCAAUUCUGGGUUGUGACAGAAAUUUCCCUGUGCCCUCAGCUCAGCAAGAGGGUGCAACUGCUGAAGAAAUUUAUUAAAAUUGCAGCCCAUUGCAAGGAAUACAAAAAUCUAAACUCUUUCUUCGCCAUUGUUAUGGGACUGAGCAAUGUAGCGGUGAGUCGACUGUCAUUAACAUGGGAGAAACUUCCAAGCAAGUUCAAGAAGAUCUAUGCAGAAUUUGAAAAUUUAAUGGACCCAUCUCGAAAUCACCGAGCUUACAGGCUGACCAUAGCUAAGCUGGAACCACCAAUCAUUCCUUUCACACCUUUACUGAUUAAGGACAUGACUUUCACCCAUGAGGGGAAUAAAACUUUUAUCGACCAUCUGAUAAACUUUGAAAAAAUGCGCAUGAUUGCAAAUACAGUAAGAACAAUGAGAUUCUGCCGGAGCAUGCCCUUCAGUCCAGAGGCUUCGCUUGUCAGUAAAAAUCACCAGGAUGUUCGGAAUUACGUGCGGCAGUUCAACGUGAUUGACAAUCAGAGGACGCUAUCUCAAAUGUCACAUCGCCUAGAACCACGGCGCACUUGAGCGGAGCGAGUCAAUUAUCUGUGAUCCUGAUGAUGGAAAUUACUGUGGCAAAUAUAGGGAUUUUCUAUUUCUAUUCUUUCUUAUAUUUAUUUUGCUUUUUUUUUUUUUUUAUAAAUUCCUGUGUCACUGGUUUAAGCAUAUAAUAUAUGUAAAUAUUGUAAAUUGUUAAUGUAGUGAUUAAAUGCAGGCACCAAUAAACUACGUUGGAUGUUAUACAGUUACUGUACUUAGGAUUGUGAUGUUAAAUGACACUUUCAUGGCAGCUAUAGGGUUGUAAAUGUAUACCUCAGUGAUCAGGCUAAAGCAGAGUUUCCCAACCAGUGUGUGACUUUGGCUGUCCGGGCAUGCUGGGAGUUGUAGUUUUGCAACAGCUGGAGGCACACUGGUUGGGAAACACUGGGCUAGAGGAUAUCCAGUGGCAUUUAUUUCCGACUGAAGCUUGAGUGCUUAAAGAGUACCUGUCACCAAACCAUAUUUUCUAAACUAACUUAGAUUAUAUUCCCUAACUACUCCUAACACCCUUCCUGCCCUUAAAAAAAUAAUUCCAAGCUUUAAAAAGCUGUGUAUCAUACCUUUACCCUUGCUCACAUUGUGUGAGUUCCUGGCAGGAGGAAGUGGGCAUUCCCCAGCAGGCGCAAUGUCACUGAAACCUGCGAGAGCUGUGCCUCGCCAUGCCCGCACCCACUUUCUGAGUUUGGUCUCCUACCAGGCCGGGAGGAGUCCAAACACACUGUUUGACUUGUAGCAGGGAACAGAACAGAACCACCUAGUGGCCAUUUUUUCAAUCACAUUAAAAACAUAUAAAGGUUGAGAAUUUUAACGGCAAGUAAAAAGCAAAGUGUAUUCUAAUUACAUAAAGAACAUUAUAUUAAAAGUUUAGUUUGGCGACAGGUACUCUUUAAUAAUGAAUAGUGCCACAAAGUUUGCUGGUCAGAGAUAGGUCCCGUACAAAGGCAUCAGUAAAAUUUAGAGAACUGCUUGCCAAAAAAUACUUUUCAUGUAUUCUGGACUCGAUCGGCAUGAUUGGAACUUUUGUUUACUUGUUGUAAUUUUCUUUUUUUAUGUUACUGUUUGAAAUGAAAAAAUCCUUUGAACGUGAUAGACUACUACCAUCCACAUGCAGAACCAGAAACAUGUCAUACGCACACAUACAGGAAAAGGCUGAACUUUUCCCAGAGUAUAAGGCCUUGUUCACACUGCUAAAUCAAAGCUGAAAUUUAGCUUGUCCACUCACAAUUGAAUACGCCGCUCUUUUCAGAGUUGUGCAGAAUUUUUUUUAAUUAUGUGCAGAAUUUAAACAAAUUUGGUACGGAAUUGCAAUAGAAAUUCUGCUGCAGAAAUUCAGCACAGAAUAAGGGUCGCUCCGGAGCUCCCCUGCAGAAAAUACCGUGCAGCAGCCUCCCAUUGCUUUCAAUGGGAUUCUGCUACACCAUUUACCCUACAAAAAUGCCGGACCUCAGACUCUGGUGAAAGAAUGAACCUGUUUUAUUCUUUCAGCGGAAUGUGAUUGGAAAUGCGGCGCAUUUCAGAGCAGUCCUAGAGACGACAUUCUGUCUGCACCUGCAGUCUGCGCAAUGUCUUCCGGAGAUUUUAUGCCACAAAAAUGAUGCCGUGUGAACAUAGCUUAAUGCAGGACAGGACCUCCAGAUGUUCUUUGUAACUUUACUCUAUUCUAUAUCUACAGGCCGAGAUUCCAUAAUGUUAAUGAGCCAUUAUGGUUAUGGUCAGGAAAAAAAAGUAGUUCUGCCCCUUUUGGACCAUUUGCAUGCAAGACCAGACACUACCAGCAAGAGAAGAGAGUGAAAAUGCCAACCAAUGUGCCACCACCAGCUGUUCCAAAAUACAACUGCCAGUAUGCAAUGGACAGCCAAAGGCAUGCUGGGAGUUGUAGUUUUUUAACAGCUGGCGGCACGCCGGCUGAGAAACACUGAUCUAGGAGAACACGGUAGAUGAUGGUGUUCAUUAAAGGACAAGUAUCAUGUAAAAAAGGUAUCCCCUAUCCGAAGGCUAGGGAAUAAGUUUUAGAUCAUGGGGGGGU
Molecule: messenger RNA, 5817 nt
Organism: Hyla sarda
Lineage: Eukaryota; Metazoa; Chordata; Amphibia; Anura; Hylidae
Gene: RAPGEF4
Product: Rap guanine nucleotide exchange factor 4
Exons: 33
Coding region: 723-3779 (1018 amino acids)
Biological process (GO): positive regulation of GTPase activity; Ras protein signal transduction
Cellular component (GO): plasma membrane
Molecular function (GO): guanyl-nucleotide exchange factor activity
Source: RefSeq, a predicted model, not a curated record